GACAGUCAGUAGAGGCUGUGUAUAGCGGGGAGGUCAUUGGAAAGUGAGGCUUCAUUCCUCCGCAUUUCAGUUCAGAAACCCGGAGCCCGGCGGCUGCAUGCGGAGCCCCGCUGCCUGAUAACCGACCGCCUCUCCUGGACCCACAUUCUGCUUCUCAGCGGCCGACAUGCUGCGCUUAGUGCUGCGCUUUAGACCGUGUGUCCGGUCCGCUCGGCCCGCCGUGCUGCCGGGCCCCGCGCCGGUACCCGGUCACCUCCGGCGGCUCCACAGCCACCGCAGCACGGGCCGCUCCGCUCAGGCAGCUUACAGCGGCGGCGUCCUCCGCGGCUCAACCCGGGUCUUACAGCAGCAGCAGACCGCCGCCCUCAGCCGGAGCAGCGCGCUGUACAGCCUGCCGCCCCACCAGAAGGUGGAACUCCCUGCUUUAUCUCCCACAAUGCAGUUGGGCACCAUUGCUCGCUGGGAGAAGAAGGAGGGUGAUAAGAUCAAUGAGGGAGACCUGAUCGCUGAGGUGGAGACGGACAAGGCCACAGUAGGAUUUGAGAUGCUGGAGGAGUGCUAUCUAGCGAAAAUCUUGGUGUCGGAGGGAACGAGAGACGUGCCCAUCGGAGCAGUUAUUUGUAUUACAGUUGACAAACCUGAACUCAUCUCUGCGUUUAAAGACUUCACUCUGGAAAAGCUGGCCGCGUUAGCUCCUGCAGCAGCCGCAUCAGCCCCCCCUCCUCCAGCUGCACCUGCUGCUGCUGCUGCCCCCCCUCCUCCUCAGGCUCCAGGCAGCUCCUAUCCAUCACAUAUGAAGAUUCUGCUACCAGCUCUUUCCCCGACUAUGACGAUGGGCACUGUACAGCGCUGGGAAAAGAAAGUGGGGGAAAAAUUGAACGAGGGUGACCUGCUGGCUGAAAUUGAGACGGAUAAGGCCACAAUUGGUUUUGAGGUGCAGGAGGAAGGCUACCUGGCUAAGAUCAUGAUUUCUGAGGGAACCAGGGAUGUCCCUCUGGGCACACCACUCUGUAUCAUGGUAGAGAAAGAGUCUGAUAUUCAAGCAUUCGCAGACUAUGUGGAGACAGGUGUGGCUGCUGCUCCACCUCCAGCUCCAACACCGGUGGCGGCCCCUCCUCCUGCAGCUGCUCCUGUGGCCCCUGCAGCUGCUGCUGCUGCUCCGGCUGCUGCGGCUCGGAAGGGACGGGUGUUUGCCAGCCCUCUGGCCAAGAAACUGGCUUCUGAGAAGGGCAUCGACCUUGCACAGGUUGCUGGCACCGGACCAGAUGGACGUAUAACCAAGAAAGACAUCGAGAACUUUGUUCCAGCGAAAGCUGCUCCUCCUCUAGCAGCUGCUCCAGCAGCGCCCACACCCCGUGCAGCAGCUCCCGCUGCGGCUGCUGUUCCCACUGGCACCUUUACUGACAUCCCAAUCAGUAAUAUCCGCAGAGUGAUUGCCCAGAGGCUGAUGCAGUCCAAGCAGACUAUUCCUCACUACUAUCUGUCUGUGGACAUCAAUAUGGACCAAGUUCUGGACCUCAGAAAAGAACUGAAUGAGGAGGUAAAAGCAGACAACAUCAAACUCUCGGUCAAUGACUUCAUCGUCAAAGCCUCAGCACUGGCAUGUUUAAAGGUGCCAGAGGCCAACUCCUCCUGGAUGGACACAGUCAUCCGACAAAAUCACGUGGUGGAUGUUAGUAUUGCAGUCAGCACCCCCAACGGUUUGAUCACUCCUAUUGUUUUCAAUGCUCACAUCAAGGGCCUAGCAGCUAUAAGCAAAGAUACCGCCAUGCUAGCUGCUAAAGCACGCGAGGGCAAGUUGCAGCCACAUGAAUUUCAGGGUGGUACUUUCACAGUCUCCAAUCUGGGCAUGUACGGCAUCAAGAACUUCUCAGCCAUCAUCAAUCCUCCUCAAGCAUGCAUCUUGGCAGUGGGAGGCUCUGAGAAGAGGCUGCUGCCUGCAGACAAUGAGAGAGGGUUUGAUGUAUCCAAUGUGAUGUCCGUUACUCUUAGCUGUGAUCACCGGGUGGUGGACGGAGCAGUAGGGGCUCAGUGGCUGGCCGAGUUCCGCAAGUUCCUGGAGAAACCCAUGAAUAUGCUGCUUUGAGCGGGGGGCUGGCCCUGCCCCUCAGCUGACCAUAUACCAGGACUUUCAGAUAGCUUAAAGGAGGAGGUCUCUUUCAGAUGUUAUGCAGACAGAAUUAUAACUGGCUCUUUUCUCCCCCUCUUGGUUUCACACUUAUCUUUCACUUCCCGUGGGUACUGUAAUUCCACAGCUUUAACACGACAGGUCCAGAGUAGUGCUUUACUGUCUAGGUCAAUUUGUAGAGUCGACAGUAGAUGGAAAUGUUGAAUGAGGAAAUGUUUUUUGUUUUCUGCCAGGGAGCUUUUAAAAGCACCACAAGUUGUGAUUCCUCUUCCUUCUAGGGGUUGAAAACAGUCUAAAUUCAGCUGUUUUCUUCACCAGGCUUUUACCCCAUGCUGUGGUCUCUCUAAGCCUCACUUAACUGGUACAUUUGGAGACAAAGUGACAAAAUGAACUGAUAUUGAAACGCUCCGGUGCCAAAGGAACCUAUCACCUGUAUGUCUCUAUCUGGUUAAAGGUUUUCCUAUGGUUACUAAGACCUUUUUACAAUUCUGAAAUGUUGUUUCAUGCUUCCUGAGUUGUACAUACAUGUAGUGGUUUCAUCUCUGGUCUAUAUGGCAACCCUAUCUGAACGCUGAACUCUGCGUUUAUUUAUUACAUCUGUCACUCCAGACAAAGCACGUUAGUGCCUUUGUUCUGUGUUCUUAUUUCUUACAAAUGUUUUUUUUUUUUUUUAAUAUGGCAAUAUUUUCAGACCUAUAUUUCUGUACUGAAUACGCACAAACACGCAGAGCUGGGCAAACUGCUUCUUAAAUAAACAAAAUCAGAUCCUCAGAUUGAACUGAAAUGAUGGUCUGCAUAUUAAUAAGUAUCUCUUCUCAGAGGAGAGAGAGAGAGAACACUGGGUUCAGGGCGCCAGGAAGUGUUGGCAAAUCAAUAUCUAUGGUUACAGCUAAAGGCAAAGGGAAGUCAAGAUGUAUGGUUUUAUUUUAGUUAAUAAGGUGAACAAAAACAUAACACAAUGAUGAGGGACAGAAAAUAGACAGAAAAUAAAUGUUCUCAUACAUUUUAAAACCUCCAAAGUUUAUAUAUUUAUCUGAGUUUUGCUGGGAGAUCUAACAUUUUUGGGGUUAUCAUAUGGGUUUUACUUUUAAAUACCUCUAAAUAUUAGGACAUACUGAUGCCUCUUGUGUUUAUAAUGCUGUCCCUGUGGACAAGUCUACGAUUUAUCCGAAGAUCACACUACAGAGUGUCCAUUACUGGUAACUCCAGAGUUUGUUCAAUAUGUUCAUUUGAAUGAGAAAAUACAACCAGUAAUAAACCCCUUUACCUAAUGUUUGCACCUUU
Molecule: messenger RNA, 3412 nt
Organism: Astyanax mexicanus (Mexican tetra)
Lineage: Eukaryota; Metazoa; Chordata; Actinopteri; Characiformes; Acestrorhamphidae
Gene: dlat
Product: dihydrolipoamide S-acetyltransferase (E2 component of pyruvate dehydrogenase complex)
Exons: 14
Coding region: 167-2086 (639 amino acids)
Biological process (GO): pyruvate decarboxylation to acetyl-CoA
Cellular component (GO): pyruvate dehydrogenase complex
Molecular function (GO): dihydrolipoyllysine-residue acetyltransferase activity
Source: RefSeq, a predicted model, not a curated record